This is a messenger RNA of Fusarium sp. VM40, 1623 nucleotides long. The record is from the annotation of a GenBank genome assembly. NCBI's taxonomy places the organism in Eukaryota, Fungi, Ascomycota, Sordariomycetes, Hypocreales, Nectriaceae.
AUGCGACUUCUGAACUCAUCUACCUUCGAAUUCGCCAGGUUCGACGGUGAUGAUAUUCCACCAUAUGCCAUAUUAUCUCACACCUGGGAGUCUGAGGAGGUGACCUUCGAUGACAUGCGACAGUCGGAGUACCAACACCUAAAAGGUUUUGCUAAGAUCAAAGGAUGUUGUGUACAAGCAGCACAGGAUGAACUAGACUGGGUAUGGGUAGACACAUGCUGCAUUGACAAGUCAUCAAGUGCUGAGCUAUCUGAGGCCAUCAAUUCUAUGUACGAGUGGUAUCAGAGAGCUGAUGUCUGUUUCGUUUAUCUUUCGGAUGUUCCUCCUCUUGACCCUUUUCUAGAUAAGCAUUUAUUCCAGAAAUCUAGAUGGUUUACCAGAGGAUGGUGUCUUCAAGAGUUACUUGCCCCGCGCGAAGUGGAAUUCUUCGCUGAAAACUGGACCGAGUUAGGUACAAAAUGGAGUCUGCAGAAGUUCAUAUCCGACAUAACAUCUAUUCCAGCGGCCGUCCUUCUUCAACAGAAGGAACUCGGGGAGUAUUGUGUCGCUGAGAGAAUGUCGUGGGCGUCGAAGCGGGAUACCACAAGGGAAGAAGAUAUGGCAUAUUGCCUUCUAGGCAUCUUCGAUAUCAAUAUGCCUCUGCUGUACGGGGAAGGCAGAAGAGCAUUCAUUCGGCUCCAAGAGAAGAUUAUGCGGCGUGAAGUUGAUUACAGUAUUUUCCUCUGGCGGUCAACAUUCAUCCACAGCGAGACAGGCCUUCUCUGCGAUUCCCCUCACUAUUUUACAACUGAGGGUGUUCCCGUGCGGUCUGGAGGUUUCUGCAAAUACUCAGACAUCGUGGCGUCUAAACUACCAGCUGAAACAGGGUUUCGGCCACCCGAGGUCACCCCGCAAGGUCUUCAGAUGACGCUUCAUACAAAACUGUCUUCGGGUGGUUGCCGACAAGCCUGGAUCUACCUUACACACCACGACGGUUUGGUCUGUAUUGUUCUGAGCCCUCGACAAAACGAUUUAAAAUAUUACAGGACCAUGGUGGGAUACGUCGAGGUACUCGCUAACGAGGACGACUUGAAGAGUUUCCAGGCUGAGACUAUGUGCAUGGCCAGUUUCACCAAUCUUGACAUUCCUAAAAUUCCAUUGCAGUCGCUAGCGUUCAAGAUCUGCUUGAAUUCCACAACAAACGAAAAACUAUCAAUUCUCGAGAUGUAUCCUGAGUGCGACUUGGAACAUCAACAACAUGGUUCAUAUAGCACCGAACUCGACUUAGCUUCUUGCCCCGAAGUCUUUAUCGUCGUGUGCGGUGUAGAACGAGACGCGUCUACUUACCGAUCUCAACGAUUUGCAGUAGCCUUCUGCCUCUUUCAUGGACCUUGGACUACAAGGGUUCUCAAAGUUGAGCCAGGAGUAUCACUUGAGAACUUGGCAAACGAUAUCUGGAGCUUGAAGCCACUUGAAGACGAUUCAGACAGGGCCAUGUCACGUCUGCGAAGCGGAUCUUACGUGACUGUUGCAUUGAAAAGAAGAGCCAGGUCUAACCGAUCUUCUUUACAUGUUUCAUUGGUUCUGGCAAGGCCUGCAACGGAUCCUCGGUAUGGAGGAGGGUCAUAUAUUCUUAGUUCAUAA